AUGGGGGUCGUGCGGGAGAAGCUGGAGACCACACCACCAGAAGUGCGACGAGUGUUGAGAAGUUUCAGGCAACCGGCGGACGACUGCAGCGUAACCUUGCUGCUCACCGAAAAUGGUAUGCCCAAGUACAUCAUUGAGCUCAAGGACGGCACGCGGCUCUUCAUGGGCAGCGUCUUUGGAGACUCGAAAGACUCCGACAAUGUGCUCGCCUCCAUGCGCGCUGCAAAUUCGGCCGCGGGCUUCGUACCGACGUCGGUAUCCAUCGGUGGCUACUUAUCCACAACCUCAGGGGAGCUCUUGGCGGACGGGGAUGAUGGACGGAGGUGGAUGCUGGUCCCAUGCUUUGAGGAGAAGCAGUCCCUCGCAUCGGACAAGCACACUCCAAUGAGCGAAUGCUCUUACAAGCUGCCGGCCACGCUUGGUGCCUUGCACACUGCAUUUCGUAGAAGUGGCGCCAGCAUCGAGGGUCUGAAGUACUACUCUGCCGUCGCAAGCUUCGAUGCGGCCCGGGCGAACCUUCAAAACUGCAUGGCCUCAACAUCGGCGAUGCCCUCGGACUGGAGGCCUGUCCUUCAGCCUGUGGAGCAGUGUCUGAGACAGUUGCGGGAAGCCGACGUGGCAGUUUUGGAUGCCCUGCCCCGGCAAGUGAUUCACAGUGACUUCCAGCCGAAGAAUCUGAUGCUGAGCCCAGAAGGCUCCCUCCGCAUCUGUGACACAGAGACCAUGACCCAGGGCCCCAGAAUCUACGACUUGCUCUUCAUCUUCAUGGGUAGUGACGAUAGCGACUUAGUUGGCCAGUGGGGCGCAGCGCUGGACCGACUGGAGGAGUACCUCGUCGCUUCCUGGCCGCUGGAUGAGGAUGAGCUGCAGGCGAUGCCUACUGCACUGGCCCAUCUUGCGACGGGCAUCGCAGCAUGGGCCGCGCAGAAGUUCGAGAACCCCGGCAGCUUAACUCCGGAAAGGCUGUUGCAAAUCAUCACUUGCUUCUCCCAGGCCGCCCAGGAGUUCUUAGAUUCGGAGGCCCUGCAGUGGAACUGGAGGCUUACUGGACGUACUUCCACAGCAUUGGAGCCCGGGGAGAAGGGCGCAGCCGUUUUCUUCAAUGGCACUUUCUCUCCGGUGCAUGCUGGGCACCUGGCGACUGCUGAAUCAGCCGUUAAUGCUGUGAAGGAGCUGGGAUUUGACAAAGUCACGGUUGUCUUCUCGCCGUGUCAUGAUUCCCAUGAGGGCGGAAAGCUCAAGCAGCUCGGUGUUGGCGUGAAGCACCGUGCUGCGAUGCUAGAAGCAGCGGGAGCCACUGUGGACUUGUAUGAGGCUUCCCGUGACACAGCAACCAUGGACUUGGAAGGUGUGCAGUCGUCCUUCGUGCGUCGGCUGCCCGCCAACUACGAUGCCUUUUUCUUGGUAGGGGCGGAUGUUGCAAGCUGGAGGUGGCUUCGGAGGAAAGUGGCUCUCGGCCUCCACGUGCUGCUUGUAGCGAAUCGCCCGGGAUCCGAAUCUCGCGUUGAAGCUUGCGAAAGGAGCUUCCGAUCAGGGUCCUGGCCGGGCUCCCUUCAUGUGGUUCGCGGUGCAGACACGGGCAAGUCUUCCACACGGAUCCGCGCGGCUGCAGCUGGCAGUGGUGACUUGAAAGCCGAGGUGGGUAUUCCGGAGGUUGCGGCGUAUGUUGCACAGCAUGGAUUGUACAGGACAGCCUUGGAUGGAGCGUGA
This is a messenger RNA of Symbiodinium necroappetens, 1710 nucleotides long. The record is from the annotation of a GenBank genome assembly. Lineage: Eukaryota; Dinophyceae; Suessiales; Symbiodiniaceae.